Aphidius gifuensis is the source of this 1517-nucleotide messenger RNA. Its product is annotated as ribosome biogenesis protein WDR12 homolog. The coding region runs from base 166 to 1440 and encodes 424 amino acids. Gene Ontology annotation, biological process: ribosome biogenesis. The transcript is spliced from 8 exons. Gene Ontology annotation, molecular function: protein binding. Gene Ontology annotation, cellular component: preribosome, large subunit precursor. NCBI's taxonomy places the organism in Eukaryota, Metazoa, Arthropoda, Insecta, Hymenoptera, Braconidae. The record is from RefSeq and is a predicted model, not a curated record.
UUGUCUUAUUUUUUUUUUUAAAUAUUUGUGUGUGUGUGCUUGAUGCAAGUCGCAAGAACAUCAAGAAAAUACCGCAUGUUUAUAAUAAAUAUUUUUUGUCACAUGCUUUUGAUUGUUUAAUAUUAUUUUUAAUUAUUGAAUUAUUUAUUAAAAACAUCAACGACAAUGGCAGGAACAAGUAAAGAUAAUGACGUGCCACAAAUGCAAAUACGUCUUGUUACAAAACAACAACAAUAUUCUGUACCAGAUUAUCCAUUAUCAUUGUCAUCAACAACAACAAUUAAAGAAUUAAAUAUUCUUGUUAAUCAAUUAUUAAAAGAUAGUGCUACUGAAGAGACAAGUGAAAUUGAAUUUGAUUUUAUUGUUUGCUCGGAAUUAUUAAGAGCACCAUUGAUUGAACAUAUUAAUGAACGUGGUGUAUCAACUGAGGAUGUUGUUGAAGUGGAAUAUCUUGAAAAACAUCCACCACCAGAACCACAAGAUUGUCUUAUUCAUGAUGAUUGGGUAUCAGCUGUUGCUGUCUGUGGUAAAUGGAUUCUCACUGGUUGUUAUGAUAGUUCACUUCACAUUUGGACAACAAAAGGAAAACGUACGUUAACUAUUCCUGGUCAUACUGCUGCAAUUAAAUCAGUUGCAUGGAUAUCACUUGAUGCUGAAACUGGAAGUUUUGUUAGUGCUUCACAAGAUCAAACAGCAAUUAUUUGGCAAUGGAAUAUUGCAACAAAUUCAGUUGAAUGUAUUCAUAUAUGUCGUGGACAUGAACAAUCAUUAGAAACUGUUGGUGUUAGUUUAAAUUCAUUUGAAAUGGCAACUGGUUCAUGGGAUACAAUGCUUAAAAUAUGGUCAACUUCUGCUGAAGAUGAUAAUGAAGAUGGUCCAUCAGCAAGUAAAAAAUCAAAAAUUGAACGUGGUAAAACAAGAGUACCAAAAAGAACACUUAAAGGACAUAGAGAAGCAAUUAGUGGAGUUGUAUGGUCUGAUAAUUCAGAAGUUAUAACAUCAUCUUGGGAUCAUACAUUAAAAAUUUGGGAUUCUGAACUUGGUGGAAUGAAACAUGAAAUAACUGGAAAUAAAAGUUUUUUUGAUCUUGAUUAUUCACAAUUAUCACGUGGUCUUAUUACUGCUUCAGCUGAUAGACAUGUUAGACUUUAUGAUCCACGUUCAACUGAGGGCUCAGUUGUCAAGACAACAUUUACCUCUCAUUCACAAUGGGUACAAUGUGUUCGUUGGUCAACAACAGAUGAUCAUCUUUUUAUUUCUGGUGGUUAUGACAAUAUUGUCAAGCUUUGGGACACAAGAAGUCCAAAAGCUCCAUUGUACGAUCUUAGUGGACAUGAAGACAAGGUUCUUGCUUGUAAUUGGAAAAAUCCAAAAUACAUGGUAUCAGGUGGAGCUGAUAAUACAGUUAGAAUUUUUAAAUCAUCUCGUCAUGUGUCAUAGAUGAAACAAUGUUAUAUUUUCAUAAUUGAAUAAGAAAAAAAAAUAAUUAAAAUAAAUGACAAAUGAAGAAAACAAAA